AUGAAGUACAUUUUAGUGACUGGAGGAGUCAUUAGUGGAAUUGGUAAAGGUGUCAUUGCAAGCAGCAUUGGGACAUUGUUGGAGGCUUGCAAAGUUCGAGUGACAUCAAUUAAAAUUGAUCCAUACAUCAACAUUGAUGCUGGGACAUUUUCACCUUAUGAACAUGGUGAAGUAUUUGUGCUUGAUGAUGGUGGAGAAGUUGAUUUAGAUCUAGGCAACUAUGAACGAUUUUUGAACAUCACUUUGCAUCGGGACAACAACAUCACAACGGGCAAAAUUUACCAACAUGUCAUUAACAGAGAGAGAACUGGAGAUUAUUUGGGGAAAACGGUGCAAGUGGUGCCUCAUAUAACAGAUGCUAUCCAAGAAUGGGUGGAAAGAGUUGCUAAGAUUCCAGUAAAUGUUGCAAAUGAGACUCCAAAUGUUUGCAUCAUUGAGCUUGGUGGUACAAUUGGAGACAUUGAAGGUAUGCCUUUUGUGGAAGCUUUCCGUCAGUUUCAAUUUAGAGUAAAGAAAGAAAACUUCUGUAAUGUCCAUGUGAGCUUGGUGCCACAGCCCAAAGCUACAGGCGAACAAAAGACCAAACCAACCCAGUCAAGUGUUAGGGAACUCAGAGGCCUUGGCUUGUCUCCUGAUCUGAUUGUCUGCCGCAGUGAAGGAAAAAUCCCUGCUUCUAUUCGAGAAAAAAUCUCCCUAUUUUGCCAUGUUCCCCCGGAUCAGGUUGUUGGAGUCAGUGAUGUGUCCUGUGUUUAUAGAGUGCCACUUGUACUUCAGGAAGAAGGGCUUGUGGAAUUUUUCAAGAAACGCUUAAAUUUAGAUGUGCCUCCUCGUCAGCCUAAAUUGUUGCUGUCCAAAUGGCGUGUACUGGCUGAUAGAUUUGAACGCCUUCCCAAGGAAGUCACCAUUGCUCUUGUUGGCAAGUACACCCAACUUGAAGACUCUUAUGCCUCAGUGAAUAAAGCUUUAAAGCAUGCUUCACUUGCCGUUAACCACCGUCUCCAUUUAUGUUCUAUUGAAGCGGAUGAUUUGGAGCCUGAAACUCAGAGGGACAAUCCCAGUAAAUACCAUGAAGCCUGGCAUCAACUUGUUAAAGCCAAAGGGAUUAUUAUUCCUGGUGGAUUUGGAGUUCGAGGAACUGGUGGCAAAAUUAAUGCUGCAAAUUGGGCAAGAACUAACAAAAUUCCCUUUUUAGGUGUUUGCUUAGGACUUCAGUGUGCAAUUAUUGAAUUCGCCCGUAAUGUCCUAAAUUUACCUGCAGCUGAUUCGACAGAAUUCAAUCCUGACACACCUGAUCCUGUGGUGAUUGAAAUGCCAGAACACAAUCCAGGACAGCUUGGCGGAACAAUGAGGCUUGGAAAACGAACAACAAUCUUCAAAGAUGACAAUUCUCUUUUAAAAAAAUUAUAUGGUAAUUGUGAUUCAGUUGAAGAAAGGCAUCGGCACAGAUAUGAGGUGAAUCCAAAAUAUGUUGAGAGUAUUGAACAGCAUGGCUUGAAAUUUGUUGGACGAAGUGAAGACGGGGAAAGAAUGGAAAUCGUUGAAUUGCAAGAUCAUCCCUACUUUGUAGCAGUGCAAUAUCACCCAGAGUAUAUCUCUCGUCCCUUAAAACCUUCCCCUCCAUACCUCGGUUUAUUGCUGGCAGCUACAGGGAAAAUCAAAUCCUUUUUCAGUCGUGGUUGUCAACUCUCUCCAGAGAUAUCCAAGGGAAUUAUAAAUUUAUUUUCUCUCUCUCUCUCUCUCUCAGAAAGUGAAAAGGCUUUCUUAUGCUAUGUUUAUCUAAUAUCUAUUGCUGCAGUUGAGGCAAGUAAAUUUGGUGAAUUGCCUCUCAAAAGUGGUUCCUGGCCUCACGGUGAAGUCCAUUAG
Molecule: messenger RNA, 1863 nt
Organism: Acanthosepion pharaonis
Lineage: Eukaryota; Metazoa; Mollusca; Cephalopoda; Sepiida; Sepiidae
Source: the annotation of a GenBank genome assembly